Messenger RNA from Symbiodinium sp. CCMP2456, 2867 nucleotides. Lineage: Eukaryota; Dinophyceae; Suessiales; Symbiodiniaceae. The record is from the annotation of a GenBank genome assembly.
GCUUGGGGAUUACGCGAGGGCUUCCGCCCGCGGACUUUCCGGACUCUUGCGAAGGUCUCGUCACCAUUGGAGGCCAGUACACCAUCUCUGCGAAGCACAUCGUGAAUGCAAGUCGAAGCCACAGCUGCAUUAUCCGCGCCCAGCAUGGCACGACGCUGAUGCUGAGCGCCCCGCUGCACUUUCUGGGAGAUGUUCGCAUUACGGGGAGCCUGCAGGUGGUAGCCCAGGAGGACAUGAGGUCCGACAGCUGUUUCAUGGUGAAGGGCAGCCUAACGCUCGAGAUGGAUCUCCUCCGGAUGACUGGUUGCCGCUCGUCCGACCGUGGCGGCGCAUUACAAGCUCUGGGAGAUCUAAACGUGAUAGGUGGCAAGUUGGUGAUCGACGACUGCCAUGCGAGGGAAGGUGGUGCCAUUUUUGUCCAUGGAACUGCACAUAUCACAGGAGCACAUGCCACUUUCACACAUUGCACGGCAUCUUCAGAUGUCAUGGGCUUCAUAAGCAACAAGGUCGCAGAUGACGACUCACACAAGCAUUGUGGUGGAGGCCUUGCCGUUGACGGGUCCUUGCAACUGCAAGAAGCUCGCAUAACAUUCGAUCGCUGCCAUGCAGCAGACUUCGGCGGAGGUCUCUACGUGAAUGGUAGCUUCUAUGUGGAAAGUGGCGCCGUGAAUUUCAAGGAUUGCCAGAGCGGGCGUGGAGGUGGAAUGCUCCUGCACUGCCCUCAGGUUGGUUCCAGCUCAUGCACAAUCAGCCAUUCAAACUUGGUUUUCAGCUCGUGCUCCGCUUCCUACGGGGGUGGCCUGGGCCUGUAUGGCGCCCUAGGCCUCAUGGAUUCCAACGCGAGCUUUGAGAACUGCAGCGCAAAACAAGGAGGAGGAGGAGUUUGGGUCGGGAGCGAUUCCGCAGUUCCGUCUGCAAUUGUUGCGAAUGCUGGGGCUUUCGAGUUCAAGCAAUGUACUGCCGGCAAUUGGGGUGGCGGAAUGAAUUUCGAGAAGGCAGAGGUAAGCCUUGAUCAGUUCGACUUGGCUUUUGUGGGGUGCACAGCGAGCAUAGCCGGGGGCGGAUGGCAGUCCGGCGCUGGCAGGCUCUUCCACCGCCGUGGCCGAAUGUCGUUUCACUCCUGUUCGGCAUUCGGAGGCGCGGCCUUCAGCACGACUUUGGGCGCAGAACUGGCGGAAGUCCAUGUCGAAAUGAGCAGCGGCUUUGAGUCGGAAGUCCAGAGUGCUGCGGGCAAUCUGUCCAUUGAACUGUUGACCUUUAUCUACAAUGGCCCCCGCUUUGCUGGAUUGAAUGUCGGGGUGAUGGCACCCAACGUAUCCAUUAAGGAACUGAAUUGCACAGCUGCUAACACAUGCACCGUGUGGGCUGCCACAAUGCGCAUCCCGUCCCUACUAUGUGCUCCUGGGCGGGAAUUGAGCCGCACGUCCACUGAUCCUACGACAACAAGCUUUGGUUGCGAAUUGUGUGAGCGUGGGUAUUUUCAGCCACUUCCAUGGCGCAAUCCGCAUUGUUUGCCAUGCCCCAGCGAAGCACAGGUAUGCGACGCCGUGUCUGUGACAAUGCAGGCUGGCUACAUGCUCGAUAUCCCGAAGCUUUCGUCAAUCACUGACUUCAGCGAGCUGGAUUCGGUCAAUCGGACCUACUUCUGUCCAAAUCCUGCUUCCUGCCCAGGAGGACGACUGGCCCACCAAGAUGAGAGAGCAAUGUGUUCGCCUGGCGCCACGGGUAAAGGAUGUGAGUAUUCAGUGCCCGGCUAUGCGAGUGGAGAUUAUAGCAACCCAUAUGCCAAAUUCAAAUGUCCCACUUCGUCAUGGGCUUGGGUUGCGGCUGCCAGCUACCAGUUCGGCAAGGAUGCGCUCGUGUUCGUGCUCGCCUCCUCUUCAGUGCUCGGUGCAAAAGCUGGACGAAAAGAGAGUGCCGUCCUUGUGAACCAUUUCAUGGCUUUUGGUACCAUGGCGUCCCAUUGUUUGGUGGCACUCAUGCAGGCCAAAGUUUUUGCUGCACAGCACGACUUUGUGCGAGACUUCGUGGCUAGCUGGGGCAUCGUGAUUGAUGUAGGAACUGGGCAAAGUGCGGCAGGCACACCACUAACUUGCUUUUACACAGCCAUAUGUGGCGGAAGCGGUCUCGACAGUUUUUUCGUGUAUUUAGGUUUGGGCAGUGUGCCAGCCCUACUCCUAAUGUGCACCCUUGGAUGCGCCAAGGGUUUUUGGCUUGGCAUCAUAGUUGGAAGCAACUGCUUCCUGCCAGCGUUUUGCGGACGCCUGAGUAUGCUCUUGAUUUCCUAUAGGGCAACCGAAACAGGGAAUCUUCAAUUUUACUUUACAGUUGGUGAAAGUCAGCUGUGGGCAAUGUUGCUUGCACCUGUCAUGGUGCUGACCAUUUGCUUCGGCGCGACCAUCUGGAUGUUUCUACGGGCAACGCAUUCCGACCAGGACCCUCGCUCGCUGCACGUGUUAUACCUGGCGGCUCCUUACAAGCCCAACUAUGCCUCGUGGGAGGUGGAACGGCUGCUGCGAAAGAUGGUACUCAGUGUGAUUUGCACAGCUUUCCCUGUCACACUUCAUCCUAUGGCACAGCUAGCUUGUUUAACCUGCAUCUCAAUUGUGUCAGCUGCGCUGUAUUUGAAGCUGCAGCCCUACAGUGUUGCAAAAUUCAACGACAUGGAGAUCGGCUUGUUGUUGACAGCUAACGUCAUGGUCGUUUUGAGCCUAUAUAGUUCAGCUCCUUGGGCGGGCUGGGCCACAUAUACUCCUUGCAUCCGGUUCGUGGCAGGUGCGGCCGCCAUCUUAUUAGGCACAGGCUGCACACUUUGGAUGGCCAUCCUGAUCGGUGCUGCACUUAUGAGGGAGCGUGAGGAGGAGUAA